Molecule: messenger RNA, 1174 nt
Organism: Culicoides brevitarsis
Lineage: Eukaryota; Metazoa; Arthropoda; Insecta; Diptera; Ceratopogonidae
Gene: slv
Product: sugar transporter SWEET1
Exons: 4
Coding region: 291-977 (228 amino acids)
Biological process (GO): carbohydrate transport
Cellular component (GO): membrane
Molecular function (GO): sugar transmembrane transporter activity
Source: RefSeq, a predicted model, not a curated record
UGUAACCUUAGUAGUUUCAUUGUUUUGACGAAGAAGACACGUAUCAUCGUAUUGUUUGCUUGUAAUUUCAAACGUAAAUAAAUCAGUAAAUUCGAUCGUGUCUUUUGGCGUUAAUCCCUUUCGUGAAAUGCUUUUGGAGUGCCGUGGAAAUCGAGCGAGAAGUCAUCUGCGGGCCAAAUUGCAGACAAAUUGAGAAACAUACACGUAAUUUUUUUUAGAGAGUUCACUACUCACCGCGUUUCGAACCAAAAAUAACCAAAGAAAUUUGAUGCAUUUCAACUGAGACUUCCAUGGAAUCAUCAUUGGCGGAGCAAGUUGGCACUUUGGCGACAAUUACAACAUGUUUGCAGUAUCUCACGGGAGUACUUGUGUGUCGCGAUUACAUUAUCAAAAAGUCUACCGGUGACGCAUCCGUGCUGACGUUCAUAUUCGGCUUCAUUUCGUCGACAAUCUGGCUGAAAUAUGGGCUUCUCACGAACGAGCGAUCCUUAGUUGUAGUUAAUUCCAUAGGAGUAGCCUUAAUGUUAGCUUACACUGUCAUCUUCUACCUUUUCACGACACGACGACGCGACACAAUCCGGAUAACAAGUCUGAGUUUCAUCUUUUUGUGUUUAGUGCUGCUUUACGCGAGCAUCGAGGAAGAUCAUCUCAUGGCGACGGAACGCGUUGGAUUUGUGGGUAUCGCGGUUUCGUUGAUCUUUUUCGCCUCGCCGCUUGCCAACUUGGCGCACGUCGUUAGAGUUAAGAAUUCCGAAAGUCUUCCAUUUUCCAUGAUCGUCUCGUCGUUCGUCGUGACACUGCUGUGGUUCAUUUACGGCAACUUGAUUGGCGAUUAUUUCAUACAAGUUCCAAAUUUCAUCGGCUGUGUUUUAUUGGUGAUGCAAUUGCUGCUCUUUGUCGUCUAUCCAAGCAAAUCUUCCGCGCACUCCAACGACGGGAUCUCGUACAAACCAUUACAAGUCCUCGAGCACCUAUAAAACUGCUGAAAAAAUGAUAAAAAUUUAUUUACAUCACAACGGAAAAUAUAGUCAUUAAUUUAUUGUAUUUAUCGUACUUAUAAAAAAAUGAGCUGGAAAUCGAUUAUUGGAUCAAAAAAUUAUUAAAAUUAUGGAAGAAAAUUUAUUAAAUUGUUAGAAAAUUAUACAAACCAGUUGAAAAGUAAUAAAAAAUGAUC